UUCCGUUCAAUUCUGUCAUUCUAGCUAAUACGUACUCUCUUGCUGGCUACAUCCAUCCAUCUCACAUCCUUACGAGCUAAGAAACUAGAUCUCUCUUCUCCUUUGCCCUCCCAUAUGUUUCACAUCCAAUAUAUAUAAUGCAAGCCCUCCACUAAGACCCAAAAAACAAAGGAGAACAAACCCCAUUCUCCUUUAAUUUUAUUCCACUCGCUUUCGCUCUCCCGGCGAUCCCAUCUCUUUCUUCAUUCCCUCUGGCUAGCUUUCUCCUCGCUCCUCCUCUUCCACCCUCUCCUGGCCCUUCUCUCUUCUUCGUCCCCGCUUCGCCGUCAUUCCAGUCCGGCCAGCUGCGUGGAGAGAGCUCAUAUCCUUCUGGGUAGUGGUAGUGGAUGUUAUUCUCCGAUCCACCUUUAUUAUCUCCCCAUCCUUGCAUGAUCCCCUAAAGCGCCUAUAUACCCUUAUCUCGCAAAGAAGCGAGGAGGAACAAACAAACCCAGAAAAAGCAAGAGAAGCUCUCUCCCAAGUAGCAAAAGAUCAAAAGAAAUCAAUUCUAUACCAUGGUCUUUUCUUCGGUUCCUGUCUAUCUUGAUCCACCCAAUUGGAACCAGCACCAGCAGCAGCAACAGCAAGCCCACCAUGGCCAGCUUCCAAGUGGCGGCGGCGGCGGCGGCGUCGAGGGGCAUGCUCAUCAUCACCAGCAACACCAUCAGCUGCCGCCUGUGCCACCUUCAGGAGCUCUCAUGGCUCCUCGCCCUGACAUGGCGACGAUUGUGGCCGCUGCGAGUGGCGGCGGCGGCGGUGGCGCGGGCGGUGGUGGCCCGACUGGCGGUUCCUCGGUGCGCCCGGGCUCCAUGACGGAGCGGGCCAGGCUCGCCAAGAUCCCGCAGCCGGAGCCAGGGCUCAAGUGCCCGCGCUGCGAGUCCACCAACACCAAGUUCUGCUACUUCAACAACUACUCGCUCUCGCAGCCGCGCCACUUCUGCAAGACGUGCCGCCGGUACUGGACGCGCGGCGGCGCGCUCCGGAACGUCCCCGUCGGCGGCGGCUGCCGCCGCAACAAGCGCACCAAGUCAUCCAAGUCCAACUCGUCAUCGGCCGCCUCUGCUUCCUCCACGGGCGGGACGUCGUCGUCGACCUCCUCCACUAACACUGGUGGCAGCAGCGCCGCCGCGGCCGCGGCCGCCAUCAUGCCGCCUCCUCAAGGGCAGCUGCCUUUCCUGGCCUCGUUGCACCACCCUCUCGGCGGAGAUCACUACAGCACCGGUGCAUCAAGGUUAGGGUUCCCCGGGCUGAGCUCACUGGAUCCCGUGGACUACCAGCUCGGCGCCACCGCCGGCCCCGGCACUGCCAUCGGCGGGCUGGAGCAGUGGCGCCUGCCGCAGAUACAGCAGUUCCCCUUCCUAAGCCGCCCCGACGCCGUGCCACCGCCAAUGUCCGGCAUUUACCCGUUCGACGUUGAGGGCCACGGGGACGCUGCCGGGUUCGCCGGACAGAUGCUGGGCGGCUCCAAGGUUCCCGGCUCAGCGGGGCCGAUCACGCAGCUGGCGUCAGUGAAGAUGGAGGACAACCCACCGUCCACUGCGAUGACAAGCUCGCCGAGGGAGUUCCUUGGCCUCCCUGGGAACCUCCAAUUCUGGGAUGGCGGCAACGGUGCAAGUGGCAACAAUGGAGGCACUGCCAACGCCGGUGGUGGAGGCGGCGGUGGCGCUGCCGCUCCGGGCAGCAGCUGGGUGGACCUGUCAGCAUUCAACAACUCGCCGUCGUCGGGGAACAUACUGUGAUGCGCCCUGCAUGCUGAUUGCUGCACAAAAGGUAGCCCUAUUUAUGCAAGCCCUGAAGCUUAAUUUUUAGUCAUGGCUUCUUAGAAAGUUCACAAAGGAGUUGUGGUGCAAGAUUAUAGGGGCUCUCCGGCCGAUAGUUAUCGGUGAUCGAUGGAUUGGAGCUGGUGAAUUGGGUAGCAGGCAAUCAAAAUUAGUUCUGGUUCUGGUAAUUGAGUUUUAUUUCCAUGUGUGGUUCUACUUCUAUGAUCCAUGUUGUCCCUGCUGCUGCUGUUCUUGUGGGGUGCAUUUCUAUAUUGUUGUCCAUUUCAAGUGUAUGCUGUAAACUUGUAAUGCAUACAUAUGUUGCUAGCUAGGUUUGCUAGCUUGGUGCAAUGCAUGGUGCAAGGUCAUAAAUAUAUAUACCUAUGAGAGUACUUGAUCGAAGAGAUUGAGCAGUUCAACCCGUAUAUAUAUCGUCUAUAGCGACAUAUGGUGGUGACUUA
Messenger RNA from Panicum virgatum (switchgrass), 2260 nucleotides. RefSeq names its product dof zinc finger protein DOF2.4-like. Gene Ontology annotation, molecular function: DNA binding; DNA-binding transcription factor activity. Gene Ontology annotation, biological process: regulation of DNA-templated transcription. Lineage: Eukaryota; Viridiplantae; Streptophyta; Magnoliopsida; Poales; Poaceae. The record is from RefSeq and is a predicted model, not a curated record. Bases 555 to 1778 code for a protein of 407 amino acids. The transcript is spliced from 2 exons.